UCAGCUAAAAAAAAAAAAAACUAUCGAGUUGAGAAGAAACGAUGACAUGCAGCUCUGCUCUCCAUAUUAACUUUUAUAACCGCAUGACUAUGUGCAAGUUAUUAUAUUUAACAGUGUCGCUAGUGGUAGUAUGACGACUCAAACAAAGCUAAAGUUUAGAAAAAGACUGAAAUCCCAAACCACGUCAACUUCUCUGUCGUGGCAGACACAGGAGUCAGUGUGUGGGUACAAAGGAACCGAGAAAGACCUCAAACAUCAGGCUUUCUUACAAAAUGGACUCAGACAUCUGCCCUGCUGUUAAGUCAGCCUCAAACACCUUGUGUCCCGCUGCUGAUCCGGCUGAGCUACUCUCCGGUGUUGAGUUCAGCAGACAGACUGUGGCAGCAAGUCCAGGUUCAGCGGUGGAGGAUCUGGACUCUUACAACCCCAUCGAGCCUCCUCCUUUAGACUGGAGAUCUGAAUCCUCCAGCGAGGCAGGCUCAGCCGAUGACUUGGAGGACCCUAAUUUCCCUCCUGCUGUUGAAAAUCUGGACGAGGCCGGCCAAGGUGAGCCAGUAACACUACCGUCGGGCGUGAGUCGCACUGUGGCUUCUCUCGACAUGAGCCAGCAUGAGCUUCUGGGAAAUAUUGUAGAGCUGGUCAAGGAUAUUAAUGUUGAACUUGAAGAAGAGGGUGAAGAAGUGGAGGAUGAGGAAGGGGUUGAGGACAUGGAGGGUGACAGGGAAAAACAGGAGGGGGAAGCCUUGUGUGAUGUGGAGAGCAGAGUCGGUGAAGACGAGGUCGAGGUUGUCAAGAAGAGUUCAGGUGAUGAAGACCACAGCCGCAUUCACAGCCUGCUCAGCCAGCUCCAAAUGAUGGGUGAAGAGCCUCACUCCAGCCAGAGAACAGCACCUCACCUCAGCCAGCAUCACUACUCCAGCCGGUCUGAGCAUGAAGUGUGUGCGCCCUCCCUGAAAACAGAUGACAGCAGUGAGACCACUGGGCUCCUGUUCUCUGAGAGCCACCACAGAGACCUGCUGGGGCUGCUGCAAGUCACAGAGAUCGGCGCGACACCCGCUCCAAACCGCGUGCCCAUCAGAGGGGAGGUCGACGCCGUUGUGUCCGUUUCCUACAACCAGGAGGACACACCAAGGUUUUGGCGGCAUUAUGGGAACGGUCAACAGCAGCGGCACAGGGAGGACUCCCUCGCCUCCUUACCUGAUGAUGAGUACCCUGAACCAGUGUGGAUGAAGCUGGGCGAGGAGCCUCCAGACGAAGAAGAAGAAGCUGCUGCAGAGAGUGAGCAGAGUGAUGAUCAACCGUCAUAUAAAGACGUGCCUGGUCCAUGUGACCCGGAUGACCUGUUGGAUGGAGUCGUGUUUGGUGCAAAGUACCUCGGUUCCACUCAGCUCAGAUCCGAGAAGAACCCGUCCACAAAUGCUCGUAUGACCCAGGCUCAGGAGGCCGUGGACCGCAUCAAGGCUCCAGAGGGAGAGUCCCAGCCGAUGACGGAGGUGGAUCUGUUUAUCUCUACACAGCGAAUCAAAGUGCUCACCGAUGAUACACAGGAGGCCAUGAUGGAUCAUGCUCUGCAGAUGAUCUCUUAUAUUGCUGACAUCGGUGACAUUGUUGUCCUGAUGGCUCGGAGGAAACGUAAAGGGCAGGAUGGCGACUCUUCCUCCGGGUCUCAGAAGAAGUGUUUAAUGAUCUGCCACGUCUUCUCCUCUGCUGAUGCUCAGACCAUAGCCCAGGCCAUCGGGCAGGCGUUCGGAGUCGCCUACCAGCAGUUUCUUCAGGCCAAUGGAAUCAAGUCCAGUGAUCUGAGGCCCGGCGAGUACAGUGACUACCUGGAAAGUCAGGAGCUCUACAACGGAGACCUGGCCCACUUCUCGGACUCUCAGAACAUCAGAGACGUUGCCAUCACUAAAGCAGCUGGAGAGAUCCUGGGUCUGGCUGUGGUGGAGUCAGGCUGGGGCUCCAUCCUGCCCACAGUGGUGGUGGCAAACCUCCUUCACGGAGGUCCCGCUGAACGUUGCGGCGAGCUCAGCAUCGGCGACCGCAUCGUGUCUGUUAACAGCACGAGCCUGGUGGGUCUGCACAUGUCCGCCUGCCAGAACAUCAUCCGGGACUUAAAAGGCCAAAAGUACGUGAAGCUCAGCAUCGUUCACUGCCCACCAGUCACCAUGGCGAUUAUCAGGAGGCCAGAUCCCAAGUUUCAGUUAGGCUUCAGUGUGGAGGAUGGCAUUAUCUGCAGUUUAAUGCGGGGCGGGAUAGCAGAAAGAGGAGGCAUCCGUGUUGGGCAUCGCAUCAUUGAAAUCAACGGGCAGAGCGUCGUAGCCACACCACACGACAAAAUCAUCCAGAUCCUGACUAAUGCUGUCGGCGAGAUUCACUUGAAGACCAUGCCAUCUUCAACAUACCGCCUCUUAACAGGACAAGAGCAGCCGAUGUUUCUUUGAGCGCUUUCAGCUGCAUUAAGGACAAAAAUACUGCACAGUGUUCAAGCUCCCAGAACUUUUGCCAAACUCCGAAAAUAUUAUGCAACUGAUCAUACAGCUUGUAGAAAGCUGUUGUCACACCACUGAAUAAAACAAGCUAGUCUAGCUAUAUAUUUUUAUGAUGUAAAGUUCAUUGGAAUAUCAUGAAAGCAUAUUUUUAAGUGUCAGGGACGGAUGGUAGCUUUGCUGAGCUAGCUGAGAUGCAAUAAUUCAUAAAAACAUAUUUUUAACGUGUAUGACUUUUACAAGUACUAGGUAUACUGUAAUCUAUAGAGCUUUUCGUCUUCCAGCCUGGUGUGUCCAUUGUGCCUGAGUUGAACUUGCUUGCAGGGGGAAUCAAAUCAAUAUCUCACUCAUUGGGAUGUACUUCCAGUCCUUCACGUACACAUGCAGGUCCGUGCGCCGGUUCAUUUCGAUAAUGCUUCCCUGACUGUGCCUGACAGGAAGCAGAUAUUAUGCACACUUGAAGGUAACUGCCUUAUUUGAUGGAGAGAUACAUAUAUUUUUAAGAAUUUUCUGUUUUCAUUGUUCAUUAAAAUGACCUGUAAGAUAUCCUAUGGAUGUUAUUUAUUGAGAGUCUGUGGUCGCUGAAUUAUUUCAGAUGCAAAGUUGUUUUUAUAUAGGCAAUAUAUAAAUUGAAAUGACUUUUUAAAACAAAGUGACAUCCCUUCAAUGACUGUGCUUGGGCUGCUGUGUAUUAAAAUUUGAACAGCUGA
Labrus bergylta (ballan wrasse) is the source of this 3193-nucleotide messenger RNA. Its product is annotated as amyloid-beta A4 precursor protein-binding family A member 3. Gene Ontology annotation, cellular component: dendritic spine; plasma membrane; cytoplasm. The record is from RefSeq and is a predicted model, not a curated record. NCBI's taxonomy places the organism in Eukaryota, Metazoa, Chordata, Actinopteri, Labriformes, Labridae. Gene Ontology annotation, biological process: chemical synaptic transmission. Gene Ontology annotation, molecular function: protein binding; amyloid-beta binding.